AUGCAGAGCCUACGAGUUGCCAGACCUUUUCCCUCGCGCUUCGUCAAGACACUGGCCCCGCGUAUCCAACGUCCAUACUCGACACCCUCGGCCGAACACAACUAUGAGCACAUUCAACUCAGCACUCCCCGUCCGGGUGUCGCUCUGAGUAAGUUGACUGCUUCUUCGCUCCAACGAACUCAGCAGUAUGACUGA
Molecule: messenger RNA, 195 nt
Organism: Aureobasidium musti
Lineage: Eukaryota; Fungi; Ascomycota; Dothideomycetes; Dothideales; Saccotheciaceae
Source: the annotation of a GenBank genome assembly